Molecule: messenger RNA, 647 nt
Organism: Ornithodoros turicata
Lineage: Eukaryota; Metazoa; Arthropoda; Arachnida; Ixodida; Argasidae
Product: soma ferritin-like
Exons: 3
Coding region: 93-614 (173 amino acids)
Biological process (GO): intracellular iron ion homeostasis; iron ion transport
Cellular component (GO): cytoplasm
Molecular function (GO): ferric iron binding; ferrous iron binding
Source: RefSeq, a predicted model, not a curated record
GGCUACCUAUCAACGGCCAUGUUUUGGUAGAUGUUUUGCUUCAACAGUGAUUGAACGAGCAUCGCCAAACGACCGUUUUAUAAUUGAGAAAGAUGACUCAACCUCGCCAAAACUACCACUCGGAUUGCGAAGCACGCAUCAACAAGCAGAUCAACAUGGAGCUUUACGCUAGCUACGUGUAUCUCUCGAUGGCUUACUACUUUGACAGAGACGACGUGGCCUUGCGUGGAUUCCACAAGUUCUUUAAAAAGAGUAGCCACGAGGAAAAGGAGCACGCUGAGAAGCUGAUGAAGUAUCAGAACAUGCGUGGUGGCAGAGUUGUCUUGCAGCCAAUCCAGAAACCCUCGCAGGACGAAUGGGGAACUGGACUGGAAGCAAUGCAGGCUUCCUUGGAGCUUGAGAAGACUGUCAACCAAUCACUGCUCGACUUGCACCGUAUUGCCACAGACCACAACGAUGCUCAGUUGUGCGACUUCCUGGAGUCUGAAUACUUAAAGGAACAGGUUGAAGCCAUCAAAGAGCUGUCCGACUACGUCACUAACCUGAAACGUGUUGGUCCGGGUCUCGGCGAAUACAUGUUCGACAAGGAGACCCUCGAUGGGGAGGACUCCUAAGUUCCAUCGACAAUAAAGUCACUCAAACUACGA